AAUUCUUCAAUUCAAAUAUAUAUCGCACAUCCAAAGAGUUCUUGCCAAACUAAAAUAAUGGCCCUCCGCAUUUUCAGAUUCGUUCAUCUUCUUGUUCUCGCAACCUUCAUCUUUCAUGGAUCAUGUUACUCACAAAGAGGUCCGUAUUACAGAUUCAUGAAAGAUGCAUCAUUAGCACCGGCGGUCUCCAGCUACGACUACAUAGUCAUCGGGGGAGGGACCUCCGGUUGUGCCUUGGCCGCCACUCUCUCCCAAAACGCCACCGUUUUGGUCCUCGAGCGUGGUGGCUCGCCCUACGAGGACCCGAAGGCCACGGACAUGGACAGUUUCACGACCACGCUCUUGGAGAUCACACCGGGCUCCUGGUCGCAGCUCUUCGUAUCGGAGGAUGGCGUGUACAACACGCGCGCGCGCGUGCUUGGAGGAGGGUCGGUGCUCAACGCCGGGUUCUACACGCGCGCAAGCGAGGAUUACGUGAGGGAGGCCGAGUGGGACGAGGAGGAGGUGGAGGCCGCUUAUGAGUGGGUUGAGAGAAAAGUAGCGUUCGAGCCGCCGGUGAUGACGUGGCAGUCAGCGGUGAGGGAUGGCUUGGUGGAGGCGGGGGUGGUUCCGUACAACGGGUUCACGUACGAACAUAUAUACGGGACGAAGAUCGGUGGGACCAUCUUUGAUCGGUCCGGACACAGACACACGGCUGCGGACUUAUUGGAGUACGCUGAUCCCAUGAGACUUGUCGUCUACUUGCAUGCUUCUGUUCAUAAGAUCCUCUUCACCACCACCCAAGAUAAGCCAAGACCGAGAGCCAACGGAGUGAUAUUUCAGGACACGAACGGAGUGGUCCACAAGGCUGAGCUGGCGGACAACUCCCUCAACGACAUCAUCCUCUCGGCCGGGGCCAUCGGUAGCCCCCAGUUGCUGAUGCUCAGUGGUGUCGGCCCGGUGGCCCACCUCUUGACACGUGGCAUUGAGCCAUUGGUCGAUCAGCCGAUGGUGGGGCAGGGGAUGGGAGACAACCCCAUGAACGCACUCUUCAUACCUUCUCCUUUGCCCGUGGAAGUGUCCCUCGUGCAAGUCGUUGGUAUUACCGAGUUUGAUAGUUACAUCGAAGCUGCGAGCGGCUUGAGCUUGUCCUAUGGUCCGACUCGGAAGUUCUUUGAAGGACUCUUGGAUCUUCUCAACGAGACAAAUCUUAACCCUACAACAUUUUCGACCCAAUCCAUAGAAGACAAACUCGGAUCCAUGGAUUCUCUCUUGAAUGUAACGACAAGAGCAGGUGUGAUCAUGCAGAAAGUCUCGGGACCAAUGUCGAGAGGACAUUUGGAGCUUCGGACCACGAAACCAGAAGACAACCCUUCUGUCAGAUUCAACUACUUCCAAGAACCAGAGGAUCUGAGGAAGUGUAUUCAAGGGCUUAGCACGAUCAUCAAAGUGAUCCAAACGACUGCAUUCUCGAAGUUUCGGUAUCCGGACAUGUCUGUUCCGAAGUUAUUGGAACUGAUGCUGAGUGUUCCGACCAAUCUGAGGCCGAGACAUGUGACUGCAGCGUUCGAUCUUGAGCAGUUUUGUAUCGAUACCGUGACGACGAUUUGGCAUUACCAUGGAGGUUGUCAAGUUGGAAAAGUUGUCGACAAGAACUAUAGGGUUUUCGGUGUCGACGCUUUGAGAGUCAUCGAUGGAUCCACGUUUCUUAAAUCUCCGGGGACUAAUCCUCAAGCCACAGUCAUGAUGCUCGGAAGGUACAUGGGCCAGAUGAUACUUCGAGAGAGAGCGGGUUCCGACAAAGAGGAAGAGCCAUAAGGAGGAGCAAAGAAUGAGGUUCACUUUCCUAACUAAAGAAAUAAACAAUCUCGGUGUUUGUAAUCGUUUUCAUCCACGUAUUAUCCAAACGUAACGGUGUAUGCAUGCAUGCAUAUAAGCUUUUACGUACUGUUUUCCGAUAUAUGAAAAUAACGAUGAAAUCGGAAAACUUAAGGAUAUAUAAUGUGCGCACGUAGCAUAUAUAUUAUAUA
Molecule: messenger RNA, 2009 nt
Organism: Tarenaya hassleriana
Lineage: Eukaryota; Viridiplantae; Streptophyta; Magnoliopsida; Brassicales; Cleomaceae
Product: protein HOTHEAD-like
Exons: 5
Coding region: 58-1797 (579 amino acids)
Molecular function (GO): oxidoreductase activity, acting on CH-OH group of donors; flavin adenine dinucleotide binding
Source: RefSeq, a predicted model, not a curated record